This is a messenger RNA of Aspergillus uvarum CBS 121591, 2778 nucleotides long. RefSeq names its product putative peroxisomal ABC transporter (PXA1) (gene pxa1). The record is from RefSeq and is a predicted model, not a curated record. Gene Ontology annotation, cellular component: peroxisomal membrane. Gene Ontology annotation, molecular function: ABC-type transporter activity; long-chain fatty acid transmembrane transporter activity; ATP binding. The transcript has a single exon. The coding region runs from base 171 to 2615 and encodes 814 amino acids. Gene Ontology annotation, biological process: peroxisome organization; long-chain fatty acid import into peroxisome; fatty acid beta-oxidation. Lineage: Eukaryota; Fungi; Ascomycota; Eurotiomycetes; Eurotiales; Aspergillaceae.
CCUUCGCAUCUGCACCAGCUUACCCCACGUUGCAACACGGCACUUCCGAUCGACCCUCAUGGCCCUCAGUGUCCGAACCUGAGGGUGACAACUGCUGCACCGGCAGCCUGCGAUCGUGGCAACCAUAAAUCACCUCCCGAGGUCCCGCGGUCUGUCAAUGAGACGGAGACAUGGCCGCUCAAUCGACACUACAGCAUCGGGAGGAUCCUCUCAUGGUACUAUACCACUACUAUGUCAACCUCACUCGUGCCCGGAUAAAGCGCUCUUCGAAAGCAGCCAAAACCAUCGCCACUAUCGCUUUAAUUCUCUCGAUCUUGGGAACUGGAUAUGGAGGCUAUAAAUGGUUUCGCGAGAGGUCAAAGGAACAUGCACAGGGCAGGCGGUUUUUACGCCGGAACUCUGGGAUCAGAGGGAAAGAUGGAACUCGGACCAUAUACGUACCUUACAAGGGUUCCAUGACCUCGAAGGUCAAGAUCUACCCAACCAAACCCACGACAUUUGAUGCGCACCGGCGACUGUUUCUAAAUCCUCCUGCUGCCGCCCGCGUCGGGGACGGCGCGUCCAGUAGCCAGACCCCACCGCCGAUGACGAAGCCAGGCCUGAACCUCGCUUUCCUGCAUCAGUUCCUCAGCCUUGGGAGCAUCAUGGUGCCCCGAUGGAGUAGUAAAGAGACGGGUCUUUUGAUGGGUCAUGGCGUUUUCCUGCUUCUACGGACGUACCUCUCUCUAUUGAUUGCACGCCUUGAUGGUGAGAUUGUGCGAGACCUCGUCGCCGGCAAGGGCCGGGCCUUUGCCUGGGGCAUCGUGAAGUGGUGUGGCAUUGGAACACUUGCAUCAUACACCAACGCUAUGAUCAAGUUCCUCCAGUCAAAAGUGUCUAUCGCGUUCCGAACCCGCUUGACGCGGUACAUCCAUGAUCUCUAUCUUACCAACGACAACAACUACUACAAAUUGAUGAACCUGGACGGCAGCAUCGGCCAAGGGGCGGACCAAUUCAUCACCCAAGACCUCACCCAGUUCUGCACUGCAGCGGCAUCACUUUAUUCCUCGAUGGGUAAGCCGAUGGUGGACUUGUUCGUCUUCAACUACCAGCUUUAUCGCUCCUUGGGACCGUUGGCUCUGACUGGAAUCCUCACUGGGUAUUUCAGCACGGCGGCAGUCCUUCGGAGACUCUCACCUCCGUUCGGCAAAUUGAAAGCGGUCGAAGGGAAGAAAGAGGGGGACUUUCGUAGCUUGCAUUCCCGACUCCUCGCGAACGCGGAGGAAGUCUCUUUCUAUGGUGGCGCGGACAUCGAACGCGUGUUUCUGGCAAGAAGCUUCAAAGACCUCCAGCGAUGGAUGGAGGGAAUUUACAGUCUGAAGAUCCGGUACAACAUGCUCGAAGAUGUUAUCCUGAAGUAUGCUUGGUCUGCCUUCGGUUAUCUCGUUACAUCCCUGCCAAUCUUCCUACCUGCGUGGGGCGGAUCGGGCGGCGCCCUGGAGUUGCUCGAUCUACCGGAAGGCACCGGUCGUGAGCGCGACCGCAUGAGAGAAUUUAUCACGAACAAACGCUUGAUGCUGUCGUUAGCGGACGCGGGCGGCCGGAUGAUGUAUAGCAUCAAGGACAUUUCGGAACUGGCUGGGUACACAUCCAGAGUCUACAGCCUCAUCUCCACCCUCCAUAGGGUUCACGCAAAUGCAUACUACCCUCCGCGAGACUCUGGUGCGGAACUAUACUCUCUGGCCGACGUUCAGGGAACCGUCCACAAUGGUUUCGAUGGCGUGCGCCUCGAGCAGGUUCCCAUCGUUGCUCCAUCCCUCUAUCCCCGCGGCGGCGAUGAGCUUCUGGAGUCGCUGUCGUUUGUCGUGCACUCUGGAGACCAUCUCUUGAUCUCCGGACCCAAUGGCGUUGGCAAGUCUGCUAUUGCGCGGGUUGCUGCCGGAGUGUGGCCGGUGUAUCGUGGCUUGGUCAGUCGGCCGCGGGGAUUCGGGCUCGAUGGCAUCAUGUUCCUGCCUCAGCGGCCGUAUCUGAGCGUCGGAACCCUGCGGGAUCAGGUCAUCUACCCCCACUCGGAGAUCGACAUGCACGAGGCCGGAGUGUCAGACGCGAUGCUGCAGAAGAUUCUGGAUGAUGCCCAUCUGGGCUACCUCCCUUCGCGGGAGGGCGGCUGGGACUCACGGAAGGAGUGGAAGGAUGUAUUGAGCGGUGGGGAGAAACAGCGCAUGGCCAUGGCUCGCAUCUAUUACCACGAGCCGCGGUACGCCUUUCUUGAUGAGGGGACCUCUGCGGUCUCAUCCGACGUGGAGGGUCUGCUGUAUGAUCGAGCAAAGGAGCGGGGUAUCACGGUCAUUACGAUCUCCACGCGCGCAUCGUUGAAGAAGUACCACACCUACAGCUUGAACAUUAGCAUUGGCGCGGAAGGAGAACAAUGGGAGCUGGAGAGGAUUGGCACCGCCAAGGAGAAGCUGGGGGUCGAGAAGGAGAUCCAGGAGAUCCGCAAGCGACUGGACAAGGUAGAAGAGUGGAAACGGCGCCGGGAGGAAAUUGAGGAGGAGUUGCGCAAGGUCUGGGUGGAAGAGGGUGAACUUGGCCCUCCGCCUUACAAGACAGGUUCCGAAGCUGUAGAAGCUCAGUGAGAAGGGGCGACUUGAUUGCUUCAAUUUCAAAAUUUGUGAUGCGUUGCGGUACACUAUAUAUUCAUCACCAACGGCUGCAAGGCCAGGGAAGCAACCCGACUAUGCGUCACAUCACCUCACGUAAAGACUAUGAUUACUUGAAUAAGAGAGCAUCCAUUCUGAG